AUGGCAGAGGUCACAGUCAAUGACGAGUCUUCUCUUAAUACCCAGCUGAUUCAGCCGCAAAAGAAAACAUUCAAGCAACGCUAUGAGGAAUUCAAGAACUCGAACAUUAAAUCGUUAUUGAAUUCCGUUCGCUGGUCCAAUUUCAUGGCUUCAACUGUUACCUUUAUUUUUUUGAUAUUUAACUUCAUCAACAAAAUCUUUAGCCUUGACGUGAGCGGUGCUAUUAUUUCUGGUUUUUGUGUCAUCUUCACCGGAAUUCUCUCCCUUUACGAGUUGCACAUGAAGAGACUCAACAGGACGAUCCGAAGAAAUUUUGGCUUCCUGUUCACUUACAUUGGCCGCGCCAUCUUCGUGUUCUUUAUUGCUACAAUUUUGUUGUCCCUAUGGAAUCUCAUUACUAUUAUUAUGGCCAUCGUUUUCUUUGUCUUAGCAUUUAACAAUAUUAUUGUGAUCGUCUUCCAUCCUGCGUUUAGUACGAAGGAGAUCAAGCUCUAUGACGAUCCGACUAUGAUUUAUAGUUCGGGAGAUAAUGAAAUCAAGAGCUACAUGGUCAAGAAUCCCGAGCUCGCACAGAAGGUUCUUUUGGGAGCGGCCAAACUAUCUUCCCAGUUCACUGUUUGUUUGAAAUGA
Blastocystis hominis is the source of this 630-nucleotide messenger RNA. RefSeq lists its product as hypothetical. Bases 1 to 630 code for a protein of 209 amino acids. The transcript is spliced from 5 exons. The record is from RefSeq and is a predicted model, not a curated record. NCBI's taxonomy places the organism in Eukaryota, Bigyra, Opalinata, Blastocystidae.